CCAGCGCUUCUCGGUUAUAUGUUGGUUAUCUUGGAAGAGAGCUAUCUCGGCAAGUCUCGUAUAAGAUUAUAGUGCUCACCUUUAGAACAUGGCGCCAGUGUUGCCAGCCUCGCUCAGUCCGCACAUCUGUAUAUCUCAGUCCAAAGACCUCGAUGACCUUCUUGAAAGUUCCUCUCUACCUCCGUUGUAUCAGAUCCUCCAGUCGUUUUCCCCUUUGCCUAAUGUAACAACUCGUACCACUGGACUGGUGAAUGUGCCGCACGCAUCUUUUGCACUCCGCUUCUCCCCACUGCACGAGAUUGAGGAAGCAUGUCGCGAAGACGAAAACCAGCGUGCGGCACGUACCAUGGAUUGGAUCAGUGAGCGCGUCUCACACAGGAGUGCCAAAUGGGUUGAGGACAUGGAAGCCAAGCCCGAUCGCGACAGUCUUCGUACGCCAUGGUGGAAUGAGGUCAAGCGCUGUGUAGAGGGUGAUCAUGUACCUUCCAGAACUGAAGGCUGGAAUCACCCAGUGUCCAUUAUUUUGGCCACAUCAACGACUGCGCCAAAUCCUUUGCAGGCAAUUACUGCCCUUCAUUCCCGCAUUCUUGAAUUUCCAUCAUGGGUAGACGCCACGCAUCUCCUGUUUACUGUCAUUGUCCAUCCGAAGAACUCACCGUUGAGCGACGAAGAGGCUGGGGCACUCAUGAAUGCUGUGACAAAGCAAUAUGGCUCUAAUGUCUACCUGUUACCUUUGAACCUUCCUUCGCCUCCCCCGGAGCCAGUACCUGUCCCAUUACUGAUGCCUCGUUUACCUCCGGUGCCCAUUGAGCCGUCCUCCACAGGGAUCGCGCCUGGUCCAGCUCCCAAUGAUGCGUCCAGUCAUAUACACGUUGAAUCCCCCAAUACGAUACGUUUCGCUGAACAAGACAUCCAACAGACUGCCAAGUUCACUCGUGAGUUCGUUGUGAUGACCCUGGUCCCAUGGAUGGAGAAGAUGGUCAUGGACUGGAGUGAGAUUUACACCUCUAGUCGUCGCCUUCCCUCACGACUAUUCUCUACAACGCGUCGGUUCUUUGGCUCUUCUUCUGGUCAAGGUAGCCCAACGCAUACAUCCUCACCAUCUCUGUCAACUUUACCCACACGCUCUCAAACCUACUCCUCGCCCCAGAACCCAUCAUAUGUGCUGGCCCCUCCCCCAUCCCAGCAUAGACGAUUAGCAGAAUUCGCUUCGAUACUUGGCGAUUUUAAGCUUGCCAUACAAGUCUGGGAUGUUCUGAGGAAGGAAGGCAAGGAUGGAGCUGAUAUUCUUCCGCUUCUGGUCGCCCCGACGCCAACAGUUCAAUCGCAUUUUCAGCAAGCAAUAUCUGCCAUUCUUUCGCCAACCACCGAGGUACCGCCUCAAGCACAGCUCCGUGCACUUGCCUAUGCUGUGCGCUGGGAUAUCGGAAUUUCGGAAACAGACUUGAUAAGCAGCGCUCUUGAAGGCGAUAGAUGGAUGGUUUCGGCUGCAGGCCCCGCUGAUGAGCCGCCAUCUGCUCUCUUGCUUGCUCAAGCAGCGUUGCUGAGCGUGCGCAAAGGUGCGAAGCGACGAGCAGCACUGUGGUACUUUGUAGCUGCCCGGCGGCUCGAGAAAAGCGGCAUUAAACCGCUCACUACCUAUUUACUGAGGCGAGCGCAUGGAUUGCUUACUAUUCGCCCAGAGAAGAGCUUGUCACCUUUGUUCUGGGAAUCUGAAGGGCGUGAUGCGUCCGAGCAUCAGUGCUUUGACUUUGCCAUAUCUGGCGUGGAGCAUCCCUUGGGCCGAUUGUUGUACUCUACCGGGGACGUUUCAGGUGCUAUGCAGGGUUUUCUGGAUUUGCUAAGAUGGACUUCAGACACCAAGUCCCCUCUUUUGAAGAUGGUUUCCGCUGACGGUGCUGACUUCCAAGAAGCGGCUGAAACAGAGAAGAUGUAUUUGGAAGACUUCAGGGCUGCUUUCUCUCACUUCAAGUCUGUAGAAGGAGACGAGGGCAAAAUAGCGAAGCUGCAGCUUCCUUUGAAGUUUAUCGUCGCAGAUCGUGCUCGAGUAAGGUUGCCGCGAGACUCAGCUGGAGGCAGCGUCAACGUAUGGGAAGAACGCAUGGAUUCAUGGGCUGAGUUCUGGCGAAAUCAUGGUAAAGAACGACUUGAGCGAACAGGUAAAGCCGCUGUCGGAGAAACAUUCUAUAUCGAUCUGCAGCUCCGGAACCCGACCUGCUGUGAGAUAACGUUGUCCAAUAUCUCAGUACUUGCGCAGUCAAAAUCGGGGAACAUGAUAACCCCAGAUACAAGGCCUGUCAAUGAAGUCACGCUUGGACCAAAGGAAGGAUGCACAGUAUCCGUGGCUGUUACAUCGUCUGUUUCGGACUCGUUGGUUAUCACACAUGCAACAUAUGCUUUUCUCGGCCUCCUUCCAGCUAAUGAAUCAUUAUCGCGGCGGGGACGAAGAUUGCAUGAUACGCCACAACAGCGGUGGACAGCCACGUACGCCUCCGACGUUGAACUGCUUGUGGAAGUCGAAGAAGCUGGGCAAGAGCUCGGGGUCACUUUCGUAGAUGAGACACCACUUGUUCUUGCUGACGGCGAGUACGUUGAGAUGAAGAUCCAGCUGACCAAUCAAGGUACACAAAACGUUGGCGAAGCAUGGAUUGUGCCGGGUUUGGAAGACUCCGUCUGGAUAAGUGACUCGCCUCUCCAAAUUUUGAGUUCGUCGCCAAUAUCCGAGGCCGAAGUCAUUCAGAACGACAAUGUUAUCACCCCUGCUACUCCACUCAAAGUACCCUUAUCGUCCGAUGGUCAAUCUUUCCUACCCCCAGGUGCAUGCGGGGAGAUGGUUCUGAACCUGCGUGCGACGAGGCGGGAACAGUAUUCUACCCUGUGCUUGUUGUUUGUGUUCAGAGAGGGGACUGGUUCGACAUUCCAUUGCAAAAGGAUAACCAGAGACCUUGAAGUGGUGCCAAGCUUACAGCUUUCGGCAAUUUGUCGCCCCAGUGGGUCCAAGGAAUACCAAUAUACGAUUGAUUUGGAUGUGGAAAACGUUCAUUCGAUUAGCGCUCUUCGUAUCACUCAAGUGGCAGCUAUCAGUCCAACAUGGACUUGUGAAGAGGAGAGCAAAGAAAUGAAUAUACCUACAAUUCUGGCUCAACAAACUUCUCGCAUAUGCUUAAGUAUGAGAGCUACUGACUCCAAUGCGGAUGCGGAGGAAACACGUUUGCAUAUCGCACAACAGCUUCGGAACAUUAUCAGAGGUCACAGAGUUGAUGCGAGCAGUCCACCUCCUUUGAACCUUCAUUGCAGUCACUCUCGGAUAAGGGGCAACAAUGGCCAUUCCCUUCAGCAUCCCGCCAUACGGCACUUUGUCCUGAACGAGCAAAACAGUAUUGCAUUCCGCUCGCUAGCCACCACACAGCCACAUAUUCCGCCCCGCUCCCGCUCAUCCAUCUUUCCUCGAUACCACCCACUCUCGUUGUCGUUGAUAGUGUUUUGGGAGCUGCCGCUUGAGGGACGUCGUGGUCACUGCAGCCUUUCGGUUGGUUUACUUGGUGCCGGCCACGGCUUGCUCAAGGAAAUCGUAGAUGAUGCAGAGAACAGCAAAGUAAAGAGGACAAUGUAUGCCGAGACGCAACGCGAAAAAGCGGAAGUGCUAGACGCCAUUAAGAACAGCGAUUGGAACCUGGAGAUGAAUCCCGUCGUCGUAACAAUUUCUUCCAAAGGUGUCAUAGAACACGAUUUUGUCAAAGGACCCUGCAAAGCCCCGAUUGUUUUCUCGGUCCGCAACAUUUCCCUGACGAACAAUUGCCAUUUCACUUUGAAGUUGCGAUCUCAGGGAUAUCACAGUGACGUUCCUUGCCGGUUCACUGGUCGGACGACUUUCAAAGGUGCCCUCAAGCCUUGUGAGAUAACUGUCAUUGAGGCACGGGUUUGGUGUACUCGGCCUGGUACGUAUUCCCUCGAGCCAUGGCAGUUAGAGACCGAAGUUGGAGAGACUGGCCAAGACCAGUGGAUGGUUCGUUAUCGAUAUCAAGAGAUAUCCGAGCGGAAGGAGUAUAUCACAAUAUCUCAUCUUUCCACUACAUAACAUAUAUCUUCAUUAGAGCACACUAAGAUUGGGCAAAUAAUAGUAAGUAGAAGUUAUAAGGUCUCUGGGAUCUGCUGGCGAAGCCACGCAAAGAGGUAUCAAGUUAUUUGUCGCUAUCGAGGGCCUUCUGGGCCCUUUGUCGCUCCCUCUCAGCGGCCUCCUUUCGUGCUGCUGCGAGGCGCAUCUUCUUGACCUUGAUGUUGAAGAGCGUCUGGACAAAAGCAUUAGUCAUUCGUUUAUGAUGAUAC
Coniophora puteana RWD-64-598 SS2 is the source of this 4326-nucleotide messenger RNA. RefSeq lists its product as uncharacterized. Gene Ontology annotation, cellular component: phagophore assembly site; TRAPPIII protein complex; cytoplasmic vesicle. Gene Ontology annotation, biological process: protein localization to phagophore assembly site; endoplasmic reticulum to Golgi vesicle-mediated transport. The coding region runs from base 89 to 4078 and encodes 1329 amino acids. NCBI's taxonomy places the organism in Eukaryota, Fungi, Basidiomycota, Agaricomycetes, Boletales, Coniophoraceae. The transcript is spliced from 19 exons. The record is from RefSeq and is a predicted model, not a curated record.